CCUACAUUUUGUUUUCCCUCCCUGUUCGAAAUUUUCACUACUCCGCCAUCUUUAAAGACAUGAUAACACUGGGGAUUGAUCUCAAAUCUCAAAAUUUUGGCUUCCGCACAGCAUUUUCUCAAUGGUCGGAUGCGAAAACGAGAUUGCCAAGACUAUUUGCUCAAUUUGCUUUGAAGAUCUUAAACCAAUCGUUGAAGAUCUCCAGUCGAUUGCGGUUUGCGGACACGUUUUUCACGAGCUCUGUCUUCAGCAAUGGUUUGAGUAUUGCACAAAAGGAAAGAACACUUGCCCAGUAUGCAAACAGGCAUGUAAGGCGAAGGAUGCGAACCGGCUUUAUUUUCAGUCUGUUGGUGAUAUAAAUGAAACCGGCCUCUCCCAGAAUCCACGUGGCAGUGAGAAGAAUAAAGAAGAAUUGCAGAGAGAAGUAAAGAUAUUAGAAGGGAGAGUUUCUCAACUGAGUUAUGUUCUCGAUCAGCACAAGAAAGAAUUCAAAGAUGUCACUGAGGAGCUGUUGAAAUCUAAGGAUCAGGUAAAGGUUGAAGUUACACUGAAAAAUGAGGCUCUGAAGCAGAAUGCUGCGGCUCAGAACUUGCUUUAUGUUAAAUCUAAGGACCUGGAAAUAUCAACUUCAGAAUGCACAAAGCUAAAGGAAAGAAAUCUUUCACUGGCCAAGGAACUUGCAUCACUUAAGUUGGUCUGUGAUUUAAAUCUGGAGGAAGAAGACAUCCUAAAGUUGGCUACGUUAGGAAAUGAGCCCAACAGUAAACAGACAGUUGAUGUCUUGAAAAGAUCAUUAGUCAUCCGUAACAAGAGUUACAAAGAAUUGAUGGCGAAGUGCAAUUCUCUUGGACGAGGAGAAGCACGUACUCUAUGUAAACUCGAGAAAGCCAAAGUCAAGAUCCAUACACUGAAAGCAAGGGUUCAAGAACUCGAGAGUGCUGCCGAAGCAAAAGAAAAUAAAGCAUUAAGAACUUUGAGAACUUCUAAGAGGAAAACAUUUGAGGAAGAUUUAUCAGAUGCUUUUGGCCAAGAAAACAAAUCUAUGAGGUGCUCAUAUAAGGAUCAACAAAAGUGUUCCCCCGUGUCAAGGGUAGGUUUGAAUCUAGCCAGUAACAUGCAUACUGAUUUACCCCAUUUUAGAAAAAAGGAAACAAACAAAGCAAAGGACAAUACAGGAAAGGAUACAAUGGAAGAAACUGUUGCUUGCAAUCUCCAAGAAAACCGGGAGUUUUCGUUUUUAAAACAACAUAUAGAUAUAUUUGAGAUUUCUACUAAUCGGGGGAAUGAAGGUUUGCAUACAAAUUUGAAGUCUACAACUGGUAACCAAACAAGUGUCCUUGAUUGCCAUUUCUCAAACCCCACUGUGGAGACAAUCAGUGGGGUUCAAGUGCCUCAAGAACAAAACAAGGAAGAAAUGCUGAGCUCAAAAAGUUCUGAUAAGAGCAAUAAAAACUUAUCACCAGAUACAAUUGACAUCGAUGACGAUUUGAUGAUUUUAGAUGACACAAGUCCACGUCAAGCGUCACUUCACAUCAGAAAAGACACGUCUUCACCCCUUCCUGGUGCACCAGGAGACCGUUGCUUCUCAGGUGGGUUGAUAGGUCCUGAUGGAACCAAUUGGCAUUUAGGGAAAUGGUGCAAGAAGGCACAGACCAAGGGCUCAUCACCAUCGACAACCUCCCCUGUAUCUGCCUCUAUAGCUGGUAACUUGAUUGCUGUUGGAGCAGACGGACGAGGUGGUAGGAUCAAAGUUCUUAAGUCCUCAAACCACUUACCCUUGGAAAAUAACAGUUCAUCAGCCUCAACUAAGAGACCCAAGAAUGGGGUGAAAGCAAACAGUGUGCAGUCUCAAGGGUGUUUGCAGAUAGAUCACUUCUUUAGUAAGGCUGGCUAAUAAGUGUAUGUGCUCAAUUGGUUAUGUAUGGGAGCACGAAGGCCGCCUGUAAAGCAUCUCUUUUCUUUUAAUCUAUAGGCUUGUCAAUCUGUUGGGUCUGGACUUUGGCCCCGACUUGGAUCCCAUUUGAACCCGGACUUGGAUCCGAUAACAACCCGAACCAUUGACAUGACUAUUUAGCGGCUAGCAACAUGUAAUGUUAGGCUUUGGGUUUUGUAGUUUUAGCCUUUUAGGUAGAUUUUGAUGCUUGUAUCUCUAAAACGUGAGCAAACUAAUACUCCGUACAUUGAAGGAAAUAUUGUUGUUAAGGCGCUUUGAUUAUUUAAUAAGGUUACUAAUCAUGG
Messenger RNA from Cuscuta campestris, 2238 nucleotides. NCBI's taxonomy places the organism in Eukaryota, Viridiplantae, Streptophyta, Magnoliopsida, Solanales, Convolvulaceae. The record is from the annotation of a GenBank genome assembly.